AUGAGUCAGACCGCUGAAUCAGUACAAAAAGCUGAUGCCUCAGAAGUUUCGAAGAAAAAGAAGGCUAGAAAGCGUUCAAAGAUAAAUAAUGGUGAUAUAGGACCAAUUUUGGAUGCUCUAGGGGACGACAUAACAAUUGCGUCGGAAAUGGAAACUGUGAAUAACAGAAGAAAUAGUCAGGCAACCGGAGCAAGAAAGAUUCCAGUUAUAAACAGUCAUGGUGACGGUGUACACAAAUUCCCUGAGAGUAACCUUGCUCCGAAUGUCUACCUUGAAAAUCGGAGUGGUUUUCGUGCCCAACCUUUAAAAGACUAUGAGAAGAACAUAAGCACUAAGCAACAGAAAGAAUCAAUUGCAAAACUGAAGUCACAGGAUAAGCAAAGACUGAUAAACAUGUCAAAUAAUCCAGGAUUGUAUUUUGUUGUUAAAAUCCAUGAAACAUUACAAAUGUUGUCAUUUACAUUAUUUGGUGUACUAGCUGGAGCAAGUUUAGUACACACUUUGUUUGUACAAGCAUUAGCUAAUGCAAUACAAAUCGGAAGUAGUACAAAUCAAUAUUAUUUACUCUUAAGACUUUAUGGUGCUUAUGCUCGACCGGUUUCAAUAACAUUUUAUGCAUCAUUAGCAGUAGUUGGAGUUUUUAUCUUCGGGAAAUUCGAUUUGGGAAGACCAACGAUAAACUGUAUACAAAAAUGUGUAAGACUACAGAAUGGUCUUAUGGCUAUCAUAUUCUACAUGCUUUGCUUUAUAAUUAAUAAUUCUAUGAGUUGGUUUGAUAAUGUUCUUCAUACAACUAGUUACAAAAGUGAUACUCAAAUAAACUAUCUACUGAAUACAGACAGUGAACUGAAUAGUUCCCUGAAAAUCUGGUUAAUACUUGAUGCUGGUCGCACAGCACUCAUUCUAAUCACAUGGAUAUCAGUCGGUUUGGGUGAUCCACUUUACGAUAGGCUAGUUAAGACGCUAAGCAGCAGUCCAACAGGAGAUGGAAGAAGAGAUGGCGAUAUGAAGAAUGAAGGUCAAAUAAGAUCGAAUACAGAAUGAUAUAAGUAAACACAAUCUAAUUAAACGGUGUCUUUGUAAUUUUCACUUUUCUCUAAAUCUCUUUGAGAAUUUUAAUAUUUUUUCUUCAGAUAUAAACUACUGAUUCAAUGAAUGUUUACUUCUAGAGGUGAUAGGAUCUUUAUCGCCAUUAAAGAGAUUUAAGCUUGAUUUCAGGAAUCUUAUAGCACAACCUGAAGAAUAUUAUCAGUUGGAAUAAUUCAUCAUUCGUUAAAAAUAUCAGAAAUUAGCACAUGUUUAUAUUUGCCUUGAUAUCGUGA
Messenger RNA from Trichobilharzia regenti, 1322 nucleotides. Lineage: Eukaryota; Metazoa; Platyhelminthes; Trematoda; Strigeidida; Schistosomatidae. The record is from the annotation of a GenBank genome assembly.